Homarus americanus (American lobster) is the source of this 1077-nucleotide messenger RNA. RefSeq names its product telomere length and silencing protein 1 homolog. Lineage: Eukaryota; Metazoa; Arthropoda; Malacostraca; Decapoda; Nephropidae. The transcript has 6 exons. Gene Ontology annotation, biological process: mRNA splicing, via spliceosome. Gene Ontology annotation, cellular component: spliceosomal complex. The coding region runs from base 32 to 943 and encodes 303 amino acids. The record is from RefSeq and is a predicted model, not a curated record.
GAGUGAGGUGGCAACACUGUUAGAGGUAAACAUGAUGGCGGCUGGUGCUGAGGAAGAAGUCUGUGAGGAGCCUAAAAUAACGUUUAAAAAGGUGAAGAAUAAGAAUAAUAGGAGGAAGAGAGAGAUAGAUGAAGAGGAUGAGGGAAGUAAUGAAGAUGAGGCGUUGAUAUUGAAAUUGCUGGAGAGUAAAGAAUUGAGGAAGUAUCGCCGUCGACACGUUGGCAUAAGUGCUCAAGGUCUGUUGGUCGGGGAGAAGACUACUAAACAGGAGGGCGGUGAGGAUGACCCAUUUAAGACAAAGAGUGGAGGAAUGCUAGACUUAUCACAGGUGAAGAACGCCAAGAAGACCGACGACGCGUAUGACACUGGCAUCGGCACGUCGUUCUCCGCGGAAACCAACCGACGUGACGAGGACGCCGAGAUGCAGAAAUAUAUCGAGGAGAAUCUAGCCAAGCGUAAGGGUAUCGAGUCGGAGGAUAAGCAAGACGAACAGCCUCGCUACCAGACACUAGAGGAGGCCGCCUUACACGCUGUCCCCGAUAUAUUGAGGGAGUCGACCAGCAAGAGAAGUGAAGAAAUGUUGAGUAACCAGAUGCUGAGUGGAAUCCCAGAGGUGGACUUGGGCCUCGAAGCCAAAAUCCGCAACAUCGAAGCCACAGAGGAAGCCAAACAGAAGCUCCUCCGCGAGAGCAUGAUGAAAAAAGAACGGCCGUCGGAGUUUGUCCCCAAAAACAUGGCUGUCAACUUCGUGCAGCAUAACAGAUUUAACCUCGAAGAAACCGGCCCGGCCAAGAAGCAGGAGAAGAAAGUCCAGGAAAUCGUCGAACCCGUGGUAGGAGGCGGAGUAAAGAUCUCUACUAUAGCCCCUAAGAGACCCCACGGUGAAAAGGCGACGGAUGACUUCCAUUACGAGAAGUUCAAAAAACAGUUCAGAAGACAUUGAACUUACCUGAACACGUUAGUAUCAGAACUUGAUUUUUUUUUAAUUUUUUUUUUUAAACUAGGAAAAUUUUUCAGGCAAUUGAGAAAAAAAUUACGUUACUUGAUAAUUUCUUUGUAAUAAAAUGAUUCAAAAUA